AUGGAAGACAACAUUCCGAAGGAAUUCUUUGAAGGCUUGCUCCCCAGUGCCAGAGCCCAAAGUGAAAGGGAAAGGGCACGAUAUCGUGUACGUUACUUUAGUCACCAACCAAACCUACAAUCCAGAGGGAGUCAGCACAUUCUUGAGCGACUUUUCCAAAACAGAGAUCUGAACUGUACCAACACGGACGGCUAUAUCACCUGGACUUUCAAACUUACUGAUGCUAAUUGCUCUAUUGUACUCAUUGCGACUUGUGAAUGCUUGGGUAAAGCAAAUCGUGGCGAGCUCGUCGUUCUACAAAGCUGGAUAUAUUCAUGCGGAAGGGAAACAUUCACAGCGUACGUUACACUAGUCUGCUACACACCCUGGGAUCCAGCUACAAAGAGCAUAGAUUUGAGCCUCUUCAACGUAACCAAUGCUCAACCAUAUUCUGCGUCACUUGGAAACUUUACAGAUCUACACGUUAUCAAUGUGAACGGCUCUUUCGCCUAUGCUUUCACAUUUACGAAUGCUAAUUGCUCAAAUGUGGAGCACUGGGUUGGACUGACCGUAGCUGGUACUUCUGAAUUUAACUACUUCACAAAUGGUACUGUCACAUGCGUCCCUGCAGAGACACCAACAUCGGGGAACGAGAACUUGAUUGAAAUAACAACAACACCACCACCAACAACGACAACACCAACACCAUUAGUGAUAGUUCCAGGUGGUGCUCUUCCAGCCGCACCAGUGGUCAUACCAUAUCAGGCGGAUUAUGAAGAAACAGCAGAGCAUGUAGAAGAGUCUGUGUCUUCAUUCGAGAGCAUGUCCAUCACGAGCCUUUGA
Messenger RNA from Haemonchus placei, 822 nucleotides. NCBI's taxonomy places the organism in Eukaryota, Metazoa, Nematoda, Chromadorea, Rhabditida, Trichostrongylidae. The record is from the annotation of a GenBank genome assembly.